Messenger RNA from Falco peregrinus (peregrine falcon), 7971 nucleotides. It is a transcript of the gene RESF1, whose product is annotated as retroelement silencing factor 1. The record is from RefSeq and is a predicted model, not a curated record. Lineage: Eukaryota; Metazoa; Chordata; Aves; Falconiformes; Falconidae. Gene Ontology annotation, cellular component: nucleus. The coding region runs from base 1436 to 7045 and encodes 1869 amino acids. Gene Ontology annotation, molecular function: histone methyltransferase binding. The transcript is spliced from 5 exons.
AGCUCCAGCUUGGCCCUGGGCAGUCCGCUGACCCACAGAAAGUUAGAUCCAAAGCAACAAGGGUUAAGCAGGAAGGUUUGCCCAGCUGUGCCUGAGGGUGAGUAGAUAGGAGUCUUUGGCAAUAAAGAAAAGAAAAGGGGCUGGAUGGGCAGUCAGGCUCAAGUGCUUCUGAAUCAAUUGGACCCCCUGCUGUGGCAACUCAGGGAUCCCAGCACCUGUGAUGGGCAUGGGCUGGGGAUGCAUCAUGGUGCAGUUUCCCCUUCCAGGCAUGGUACCCCAGUCUCCUUCAAGGGACAAGUGCCUGGAGUGAACUAGGAAGAGCUGCUGGCUGCUCAUGUCCCUGCCCUGGGUGUCCUGCCCAAGGUAAUGGCUGUCUGGUGUGUCUCUCUUGUUCCUAGGAGAAGCAGCCAUCUCCCACUCCCUGACUCAGCUCCAGGACUCACAGCACCCCUGGUUUUGUGCCAGUGCUGCCCCAAACACCGCUUCCGAGUUAAGGGUCCCUUUCUGUUAAUACAUGUAAACCUGAAAAGGCUCCAUAAGAAUCAAUGUAAAUAAAUAGCAGAAGGAAGGAAGGGGAGCCGGCAGGACUAAAUCGCACACCAGGGACCCUGACUCCACUCACCACAAACUUAAGGACAGGUAUAAAUUCUCCUCACUUUACUCAUGUGAAAAAGGAAAGCUGGCUUACUCUCAUUCUCUCUCACUUUCUUUCUCUCUUCACUGCAAGCUCAGACACUUCUGUCAUUAGUCGCUCGUUGUUGCUCUAAAUUUCUUUAGAUUGGAAUUGGAUAAUUGCCCAGGUUCUGGGAGACCCAUUUGUCAAAGGAACCUCUGUGGAUAUAGCCCCUGUUUGGUGGUGUGUUAGUAGUUACUGACUCUCGGAUUCAAUGGGCUGAUUGAAGAUAUGAUUCUUCAGUAGUAUGAUUCCUGAUGUAUUGCCAACUAUUUUUAAGGAGCUCUGUAACAAACUGUUUAUGCUUGUACAUUCACGUUCCUGUAUUUUAUUUUCUGAUAAAUAAGACCCUGAGUUUUGCUGUCAUGAUUUGUGUGUCUCACUGGGAAUUUGGACGUUAAGCCUGUAUGCUUGCUACCCAGGACCUUGGAGAUCCCAAACGUAGGCACCAGUGAGGAGAUGAUCCCGACCAAGUAGUGCCCUGGGCUUGUGUGGCAACAGCAAAAUGACACCACUAAGCAGUGACUGCAGAAAGCACUGAGGAGAGUGAUGUAUGAACUGCUGCCUGGGAGCCCUGAUGGGAGCACUCCUGAGGAGUGGCUGGCCCAUGCCUUGGUGAUCCUCCCUGUUACUUGGGAUGCCAGGAAAUACCCAGUGUAUCAUUAGCAGUCUGAAAUCUUUAGCUUGGAUGCAAAAGCCUGUUUUCUCAUUCCUGCAUCACUCAUUUUAGUUUUUGGCUGAAGAAAAAGAAAUUAAGAAAAGAUGGACUGGAAUGCAAGAUCACUCCAGAAUGCUGAUGCAAAGAAGAACCUGCAAAAUGAAGAAGCAUGUCACAAUCAGUUGCUUUGUAAUGCACAUGAUUUUCCUCAGACAAACAUCUGUUCCUCUAAAAAUGCAUGCGCUUGUGCUGGAAAUAACCAAAUGGUAUAUCUGCCAACUAGCAAUGUUGCCUUCCCUUUUGUAAAUUCUGAAGGACUCAAAACUUCAGAUCAGGCCUUACCAGAAGCAUCUGUAGCUGGUAAUGAUUUAUUUAUUUCUAAAUACUCAGUUAAUCGACAUCCACCACCCUACUUACCAAUAGCUCCAAAACCUCCCAAUCAUACACCACGUUUGCAGGCAGAGAUGACUCGGGCUUCUUGGCCAAACUCUGACGCCUACUUUUGUCCCCUUAGACAGUUACCUCCCCUGUCUUCUCAAAUAAACACUGGAAAUAACAUGAGGAAUGUACUCCGGGAACCUCAGUAUGUCACCACAAACAGUUACACUGUGCAGCCACAAAUACUGCAGCAUAAUUCUGUGAGAACUACAACAUUAUAUCAAAGUAACAUUCAUUCCCAGAAUAAUUCUGUGUCCCUUGGUACAUCUGGGCACCAUGUCCAAAGCCAUAUGUAUCAUCCCAACACUCAGUUUAAAGUUGUACAAUCGCUGAAUCAAGAUACUGAAGCAAAUGUCCAGCUGCUACAACAAUAUCGACCAAGUCAGUUGGGAUCAGAAACUCCUAGAGGAUGUUGUGCACCAUCUUUGUUGCCUGCCAACUGUGAUUCAAGAGCUGCAGCACAAUCUUCAAUAGGUGUUCCACAUGCUGUUCAAAAUGUGCCUAAUGGAUACGCCUUUAGCCAACAGAGGCACCCAUCAGAUCCAAAAAAUGCUUCUGGUUUUAACAGUUUUCAGCAAUGCUAUCAGAAACAGCAAUCUGGGUCAGUCAGUCAAUCAGUUAGGAAUGUCUGUAAUUCAAGGGGAAAUGUGACAGCAAAUCGGCCCUUUAAUGAAAUGCCUGUGCCACCCACCGGCAUUUCCAAAGAACUGUAUGAGAUUGUACAAGAAAUGGAAACUCUUUCUUCAGUGACUGCUUCAAAGCAACUUGGUGAUCCUGUUUCAGUUCAGGAAGGCCAGACUAGUAGUUUAACGAAUAGGCCUGUUAAUUCUCAAAUUUGUUCAGCAGCAGCAGUAGAUGGAAAAACAAUUACAAAGGACAGAUUAGUUUGGGAAGCUCAAAGGCUGCACACUAUUAAAAAAAAAUGUGUCCUGCUUGAAAGGAUGCAUCAUUACAGAAGGAAACUCUUAUCAGCUUCAGAACAUGACAAAGGUACUCCCCUGCUUCCUCCAAGUUAUCAGGCUACUGUUGCCAAUUGUCUUCCGUGGAUGCCCAAUGGAACUCUAUCACCUUCCCCAUCUGAAACAGCGAAGACUGAGUGUCCAAUACUUGACUCUUCACCUGAAGAAAAAAAUGACAAAAAAGCUGAUGCUGAUAACAGAGGAUUAGAGGUGACUCAAAGUGACUCUCAGGUGGAGCAAGGAAGCCUUUCAAGCCCUGCUCCUAUUCCCUCUCAGAGCAAACUACCAACUCAAUUAAAUAAUCUUGAGAGCACUCCCAUAUCAGAACAAAAGGAUUCAUAUGCCUUGGCCUCAUCUCAAAACUCUGUGACAUCCUUGAACAAUGCUUCAUGUUUUAGUCAAGUGGAUAGCUCUGUCAAAACAGCAUCAAAGAAUGUGCCAGCUAACCCCAAGAACUCGUCAUUUCUUCAGUUUGUAUUGAGCAGCACAAAUGUAUUGAAAGAGAAGACAGCUGGUGCUACUGCUGAUAAAAUACUGACAAGUCUCUUGUGCAGUGAGAAACCACUGGUAGGUGUAUCUGUCUCGGGUGGAAACUUACUAAAAGACACUAGUGAGAAGAAUGUAGAAAGUGUGAAAGGUGAGCAGCCAUUUAUUGUUGACACAAACUCUUCUGUGUCAGAAACAACUGAAUCUGGUGAAGUUAAAUUCCAGAGUGAUGUGGCUCAGAAAAAAACGCCAUUUCCUGAAAAUAAAUCUGUUAAACAGAACAAUUAUCGUUACUCUAUGGAAGAGCUAACUGCUUGCCUGGACUUGUGGAAAAAACAUUCGUCAGAAUCUGUAACUGUGCAAAAUAGUCAGGUAAAUGAAAGUCCCACAGCAAAUCAGAUUUCACUGCACAUCCAAAAUGCAAAAAAUAGAGAACAAAAUAAUGUUCUUGUUAGUACAGAUGAAGCAAUUUUGCCUGUAACAACUGCUUCUGUAGGACAAAAAGUUGAUACUUUAAGUUGCAAUUUCAUAAAAAGCGUUGAACUCCAAGUUGCAGUUGUCUCUCCUUUAGUACUUUCCAAACAGAGAACACAGAGUGAGCAGGCAGACAAAGGUCCAACAUCUGCAGGUAAAACUUCUCCCGUGAUUGAUUCAGGAAGCAUAUGUAGCUUGCAAGAAGAGGGGAAAAGUGGUUUAAGUGUGGUAAAUACCAGUAAAGGAACAAUAGAUACUGCUAGGUCAUCACCCAGUGAUUGUGUUCUGGUACAGAAGGUGGACCCGCAUUUGCAACAGCCAAAAUUAGCUGAUGGAAACAUAGCAAAAACCAGCGUGAAUGCAAAAGGUUCAUAUGGUGAAAACCAAAGGGAAGCUACUAGUCAAUCUGCACAAGAUGCCAGAGGAAAUCUGCAGCCUGAAUUACAAAACAAGCCACCUCUUCCUGAAUUGGGCAUAAAUUUUUCUAGUCAAAUUGUUCAGGAAGGUAUAAAAGACCAUAAAGACAAGCAAGCUGUGUUAGAGACAGGAGAUGAAUCCACAGCAGUGUUGGGAGAACAGAUGUUUUGUAUUUCUGGUGUAUGUUCUCUUGUUGAAGGUGAUAGAUUUUAUAACCCACAAAUAGCAAGUAUCUUCAAGUCAGUCCCUGAGACAAAUGCACCAAAUGGUACCUCAUCAGAAGGAAAUGCAACUGACCCAAGACAAAAGGAACGACAGCUGGACUUACGUAAAAAUAAGCUGAGCAAUAAUGCUCCCCAGAAAGAGACCUUGCUGCAAAAGAUGUUGAAUGAAUCGUCAAGCUGCAUGAGGAAAGCGGGUAAGAUUUUGGAUGGUAUCACAACUAGUAAUUUGGAGAAAGGAAGCAGUGGCAGUCCUCUUAAAACAGUUUCUACCUCAGAACAAAAAAAGUCAUUCAAUGCAUCUUUCAAGCAUCCUAAAAAUUACUUGGAAAUGCUUGCUGGCAUAAACCAGGAGCUAGCUCAACGUACACCAGAUGUCUCAAUCAGUGUAACUGCUGAAAGAAAUGUGUUUGCUGUUCAAAGGGGCAACAGUAAACAAAAUAACAUAUCCAGUAAAACUAGCACAGAAAAAGACAUGAACGUUUUUGGAGCAGAACCCAUUAAAUGUCUAAAUGAUCAGUUGUCCGAACUAGUGAAAGAGUUUCCGUAUGGCAUUGAAGGUGCCAAUAGGCUGACAAAAGAACCAGUACAAAAUGAUUCUGUGGCUGAGCGGAUGGAGAGUCAGCUUCAGAAAGAGACUCAGAUCUGUGACAAGAAUCCUCCUUCGAAGGAUCCAGUAGAUCAGAUAAAAAUUGUAGCAUUAAGCGCUGAUCAAAUGCAAGAACUGUUUCCUGAACGCAACUCGAGUUCCUCUAGUGACAGCAAGACAGUAGUGAGUCAACAGUCAGAAAAGGCUUCAGCUGAGGAGAACCUUGAAGGUAGUAUUCAGCCUCAUCAGAGUCUAUGUGAGAAGAAAGAAACCCCACAAAAAACCUCCAACCCCAGGAGAAAAAAAAUUGAAAAUUGUUCUUUAAUGGGUUUGCUAUCUGUAACACAUACAACGCCCUGGAGUCCUGGUAAAUUGGGAAUGUCUGGUUCAGAGAAAAAUGCUGAUCAGCUUUCAAAAGCUGAAAAUACUAGCUCUCUACAGAGACAAGAAGACAACAGUAAAUCUGAUGCUGAAAUGAAGAACAGCUGUACAGUGGGAAACCUGCCGAUUUCUGAAAAAAUCCCAAAUACUGAUAGCAAAAAUAAAAAAGAUACUUGCGAAUACACCUCUGUAAUGAACAGAAAAGCUGAGCUAAAGGUGAAUGAUGAAUACAAAUCACUUGCAACAGAACAGGAAAAAAUUGGACCACUUAAUUCCUCUGAGAACCAGGAUGUUGAUAAAGCUAAAAAGAGUAGCUGGAAGGAAGAGCUGCAAAUUGACAGAGCGUUCCCAUUGUUAGGCAAAGAACUUAAUUCUGACAAAAAAGAUCAUCAGACAGCCUUGGAAGAGUUGUCAGAGAAAGCUGGCCAUCCAGAUGCAGACAACAUAACAAAGUCAUCUGAAAAGCAAGAGACAGUUUUCAAAAUGGAGUCCCUUUCAAAAGAUAAAACCAAACCAGGUUUGGCAGUGAAAUCCAAAACUGAUAUUCACAAAUGUACAGAGUCAGUAACUGUUGAAAUUAAGCACGCUGAAGUCAUUCAAGGACAAAAAAUUAAAACCUGUCAAGAGAACUCAUCUGAAGAACAGAACUGUAGGAAAGAAAAGGAGAUACUUGGGCAAGAUGUAGGAAUUAACAUCAAAGAGAAAGCCAAAUUGUCAGCAGAAAUAAAACAUAAAAAGCUGAAUGGUCAUCGUGCUGAUGCUAUGAAGUUCCCAUAUUUUGGCGCUAUAGACUUUAAGUCAAGAAACCCUAAAUAUUCUCCGCAUAAAUCUAUGAAAGUUUAUCCUUCACAGGAGCAGCCAUACAAACGGAAGAGGAAAGAAAAUGUGAUUGGGAGGAGAGACCCUAAGAAAACAAAAGUGGAAGAGGAAAAACUGAAAGAAUCUGAAGCAAAGAAUUCCAAGCAGCUUUCACGUAAUUGCACGGUAAAUACUGACAAAGCUAAAAGACUCAAAGCAGAAAAUGGCUGGAAAUCAAAGAGUUCAUUAGCAGAUCUCUCUGUGCUUAAGCUACAGAGAAAAAGGGCUCGAUCUACUACCGUCUCUAAAAACUACUUUUCUAACAAAGAGAGAUGUCAUGAUGGUCAAAACGGAGACAAAUGCUCUGAGAAAACGUUUCCUGAUAAAAAUUUGCUAUAUUUAAAUAGAAGAAAUAACAGAUUAAAAUUGCAUCUUCAAAAGGAACCAAAAAAACACUAUCUGAACAGAGUGGGAUUUAAACGUAUGGCACAGGAAUGCAUAUAUCUGACAAAAUUGGAGACGUCACCUGUCAGACCUGUCCGGCAUAUAAAGCCCAAAGUGUCACAAAACGAUGCAAAAAGAGGUGCUUCUCUCUCAGAAGUUGAGAAAUCAUGCAAAAUAGAAGUACUUGAAUUUAAGUUGUGUCCAGAGAUACUGUUCAGAGAACCAAGCACUGGUGAAGAAAGCUUAGCCACAAAGAAUUCCUUGGAAAGAGAGAAGGCCAUUGUGGCAGGUGUCAAAAGUAAAAAAGAAGAUUGGUUAAAAUGUAAUCCAGUGAAGCAAAAAAAGCUGGAAGAGAUCUUUACAGCUGAGGACAGUAUUCCACUUGAUACAGCUAUACAGAUCCUGGAUGGCGGUGGUGAGGCUCCUCACACUCCAAACAAAGACUCAAAAGAGAUGUUUCAGGCCUACAGGAAGAUGUAUCUGGAAAAAAAGAUGCAAAAGCCAUGAUAGCACUCCUGUGUCAUAGGUCUUAUUCAAUAUAAAUGGGAAAAACAUGCCAACACUAAAUGCUUUUUCCUGUUUACUUCAUAUUUCUGAAGAAUAGUAAAACAAAAAAAAUUAUAUUUUUUUGGUUGUUUGCAAUUUCCCCCCCAUUGCCUCAUAUUAAAAGAUGCAGGAGUUAGUUGAACCUUGACAAAACCCCUCAAACUCACUUAAAUUGUCAUAUUCUUUGUUUUCAGAUUCUAGAAAAUUUCUGCUUUCCAUUGCUGGCAGUGGAAAAAUAUUGCUACUGGAAAGGGAUUGCAGUGGAUUCCCAAGCACUACACCUUCAUUUUCUAUUUAUGCUAGUCUGGUUGUGGUGCUUCUAACAAGGCUUUCUGUUAUUGUAGAAACUUUUUUUUUUUUUAAAUGUAAACUGGGAAUACAAAUAUAAAAUCCUCAAAAAAACCAUACAGGUCAGGGGAUUCCACAAAGUAUUUAUGCUGCUAUGUAGUUUUCUUACUUUUCUCUUUGUGGAACUUGUACAAAUUGAACUCUCAGUUCUUCAUCUGAACACAAUGCUGUAAACCGAUAGUUGACUAAGACUUCUCUUGUUUUUCUCUCCUCUUUUUUCACACUUAGAAGAAAAGUGCUGUUGUUGAAGCGCUGGGAGUUUGAAUUCACUCCUGUCUGGACUACGUUGCUCGCUUUAACCAGACUGUAAUUAAUGUCUUUGUAAAAUGUUCACUGUGACAUAAGAGUUUUCUUUGUUGCUGGAUAUCUUUUGUUUAAGUGCCUUUUCAUUAUUGUUCAGAGUUUUGAAUGAAAUCAUAUUUUUUCAGAAAUUUGGUACUUGAUUCUUUCUAUCUGUUUAAACCUUUAUACUGAAAGUAAGAACUCAGUAGAUAUUUCACUGUAUGAUUUUUAUACUUGAAAUAAACUUUUGAAGGCUA